Molecule: messenger RNA, 2378 nt
Organism: Orbicella faveolata
Lineage: Eukaryota; Metazoa; Cnidaria; Anthozoa; Scleractinia; Merulinidae
Product: leukocyte receptor cluster member 8-like
Cellular component (GO): nucleus
Source: RefSeq, a predicted model, not a curated record
AACAAGGUUUGUAGCCCUGAAUUUAUUACACUUAUUCUGUCCUAUUCAACAAGAUCAAAUGUAACUUUUUCUUUGGACCAAAAUACUUUAAGUUGCACACAUUCACCAUAUUACAAGUGUGUCAAACUUGGUACACUGACCAAUGUGCAAGAUUCAGUGAACCAGUCAGAAAAUUAGGCAUGCAUUAUGUGAGGUUGAGAAUUUAAUAAGAAUGCUUGUGUCUGGAUCUCCAGGUGGAAAUCUGAAUAACAAUCAUUUCUCUUCACCAAAUACAAAGAAGUUCAGACCGUCAUUUGAGGGAGAGAGUGGUCCUUCCCAAGAUGAACGCUAUAGCUCUUCACCACAACUGGAACCAUCUAAACCAAGCAGUCCUAUCUGGAGGCAGCAGCAACAGCAGAAGCAGCAUCAACAGCAGGAACCUCUAAGGAAACCAAAACGAGAAAAAACGCCUCCUGAAAACGAUACUCGGGAUGAUAACUCACUGUCAGCCCAAGAGUGGCCACCUAGUUUGAGGGAGUAUGUCCAGAGAGCAUUUGAAAAGUGUGAAACAGAGACUGAUAAGGAUCAAACAGAGCAGUUUCUAAAAAAUAUGCUGACUACAGCAUUUAAAGAUGGCACUGCCUGGGUGAUUGACUGGGACAAAGAACCCUUACCUAGCUUCAAGAGAUCACCCCAAGAGGAUAAAAAGCUGCCCAGAUGGCAUCCGUCGAGGAGGAGAUCUCCCCCACCAACUCGUAGGAGAAAAGAAAGAAGCAGAAGUCGGUCACGUUCCAGAAGUCGCAGUAGGAGUAGAAGCAGAAGUGUGAGUCCUGAGAAUAAGACAAGGACAAAGGCAUUUGAUCCUAAACGACUGGGAAAGAAAUCUCCUAAACCAAAGAGUAAAGGAGGAAAAACUCAGAAGGGAAAAAAGAAUGCUAAAGGGUCACAAAUAGCAUAUACUGUGAAUGUUGAUCCAGAGGCACAAGAAAAAAUACAGAAACGUGCAGAGAGAUUCAAGUCAUCUUUAAUGCCCCAGCGGUCAGCAGCAACUAGUAUUUUAAACAGUAUUCAUGCCAUGUCAUUUGGUGAAGAUGGGGAAGAAAUGGACUGGAGUAAAUACCAUGUGGUUGGGACCUGUGAAGACUUAGAAAAGCCUUAUCUUAGGCUUACUUCAGCUCCAGACCCCUCAACUGUUCGUCCUGUGGAAGUACUACGCAAGUCUAUGGAAAACAUCAAAAACCGUUGGAAAGAAACUCAAGACUAUGCUUAUGUUUGUGAGCAGCUUAAGUCUGUUCGUCAAGAUCUUACGGUGCAAGGAAUUAGGGAUUCAUUUACAGUUCAAGUCUAUGAGACUCAUGCUAGGAUAGCCUUAGAGAAGGGAGACCGUGAAGAGUUCAACCAGUGCCAGACACAGCUGAAAGCCCUGUAUGCUGAGAACUUGCCGGGAAAUAUUUUAGAAUUCACUGCGUAUAGACUACUGUACUACAUACUCACCAAAAACACCUUGGAUCUGACCACUGCUUUAGCACGUUUAACCAAAGACGAGAAGGAAAAUCCGGCAAUAAGACAUGCAUUGUUAAUACGCUCAGCUUGGGCUCUGUCUAAUUAUCACACUUUUUUCCAGCUCUACUUGAGUGCACCCAACAUGUCAGGCUAUCUUUUAGAUCUCUUUGUACAGCGUGAAAGAGUCCAAGCCCUGAAGACCAUGGUUAAAUCGUACCGCCCCUCAGUAGCUGUCUCCUUCGUUGAAUCCGAGUUAGGUUUCACUGAAGAUGAGCAGUGUCUGAAGUUCUUACAAGAUCUAGGCGUUGUCUUCACCGCAGAUGGAAGCAAGAUCGACUGUAAGCAGUCCCAAGGAGUCGUCGGCGCCAGCUGAACAGACCCGUCCCGUCCCGGGCCCCCUUGUUUCGACCCGACAAGUCGUCGAUUAGUUAGGAAAUAUCAAUUAACUUUCAGUUAAGCGAAUAUGCAGUAGGCUUUGCCUUCGAUUAGGCCCACUUCAUAUUUGCUACUAGGUGUUUCCUGGUCUGGUCAAGUCAAGAGAUAUGUUUAGGUUGUCUGUUUUAAUUCAUUUGUAAAUACUAGAAGAACUAUCGUAGAACUCGCGUCGACUUUUGCGAGUAUAACAUCAGCCGUAAGUAUUGUACUGUAGUAGUAGUAUUAAACUGCUUUGCAAGUGUGUAGCGGUUGUGCGAGAAGAUGAAGUGCCGUAUGUGGACGCUGCUGAUGUUGCUGAUCCUGACUACACUCCUUUGUCAGCCUUUCUCUCUUGCAGGCCACAACAAGCAAGAUUUCAAGCCUUAUUCCUCAAGAUGGCCGACCGGUCUGUAUACCAAGUACAAGAAAAAGAUUGUGUAUUUAUAAUAUUUGGUAAAUAAAUAAAUGGGAGAUUUUAUGUA